Messenger RNA from Puccinia graminis f. sp. tritici CRL 75-36-700-3, 980 nucleotides. RefSeq lists its product as uncharacterized. Lineage: Eukaryota; Fungi; Basidiomycota; Pucciniomycetes; Pucciniales; Pucciniaceae. Gene Ontology annotation, biological process: cytoskeleton-dependent cytokinesis. Gene Ontology annotation, cellular component: dynactin complex. The coding region runs from base 86 to 766 and encodes 226 amino acids. The transcript is spliced from 4 exons. The record is from RefSeq and is a predicted model, not a curated record.
ACCUCUUCCACCCCAGCCAACCAUCCACUUCAAACACCAUCAACACAAAACUAGCACCCUACUCACACACCACACCCAUAAUAAAAUGGAAACCAAGGCUGACCAAGCCAGCAACCCGCCACAGGCCGAAGCUGAGCAGCAGGAUGACGCAACACUGGCUCUGGACCUCCGGAUCAGACUGCUCGAGUGUGUCUUCGCUGGGGCUUUGCCGAGCUCGGAUGCGUUCACGAACCGGUUGUCGAGCGAGGCAGCGAGCAAGAAGUCACUGGCCCUCCGUCUGGAACGUGUCCUGGGUCAGCUGACUACCAUCCUCGGCACCAAGCCCAACGAAGCCAUCCGUCGGUUCGUUCAAAGCUAUGACCUCAAUGAACCUCUCUUACACCUCCCCAAUCCCCUCUCUUCUAAUAAAGAAGCCGAGCCACUCUCGAUUAGUGAGAAAGCCAGCUUAGUCUUCGAGGCCGAUGCCGAGAUUGUCCAGUUGGAACGGGACUUGCGAGAGAUCGAGCUUCUCGACAAUCGGGGCUUCGUUGGCGCCGGCAAACUCGCCGAUGGUGAUUGGUCCGAGGAAGAACUGGUCACCUCGGUCAUAGGCCCUCUCCAAGAAUCCAAGACGACGAUCGACGAACUCGAGCAGCGAGCCACGACACUCAUGUCAAGAUAUGAUUCUUAUGUCAACUCGCUCUCCGAGAUCUUUGUCUCCUGGGAUUCUAUCCUGACCACUCUGGAGGAAGACAUUCACAAACUCCAAAUCGCCAAAGCGUCCUGAUGAGUCUUUUUUUGAAUCAAGCCAAUAUUUUAUUCCAUGUUGUUGUACAUCGACAUCCUUUAUUUAUUUUUCCCCGUUGGUACAUGCCAAUUUUCAAGAUAAUUUUUUUUUGUCUCCAGUUUCCAACCAGCCUUUUUUUCUUCAAUCUCAAGUUUUCAAGAGUUUGUCUGAUGAUGGAAAUGGAAAUUAACCCAGGUGGAAAUUUUUUCCCACC